This is a messenger RNA of Phaeodactylum tricornutum CCAP 1055/1, 579 nucleotides long. RefSeq lists its product with no specific name. NCBI's taxonomy places the organism in Eukaryota, Bacillariophyta, Bacillariophyceae, Surirellales, Neidiaceae. Bases 1 to 579 code for a protein of 192 amino acids. Gene Ontology annotation, molecular function: RNA binding. The transcript has a single exon. The record is from RefSeq and is a predicted model, not a curated record.
AUGAAGAGUACAGGGUGCGUGAUACUAGUGUUGGCGAGAGUCGCGAGCGGUUUUCAACCUACAAGCACGGCUCCAACUCGUCGUCACACCACUUCUUCCCGUCCGCAUUUGCCUUUCCUGCUGCCACUUUCGGCAAGCGAUGCCAACGAAGCGUCACUAGACUCGUUGACGACGAACCAAAUCAAAAUGCUACGCAAGGAAAUGAACAAGAGGGAGGCAUCCAACCAAUUGUCACAGGUAUUUCUGAGCGCCGACGAAAGUUUUGGACCGUUUUCUCUGGAGACCGUCCAGUCCAUCGUUGCCGAACUCACGGAGCAAGAACUUGUGGAGGUACGGGGUAUUAGUCGGGAUAGGAAACGUGCAGUAAAGACCACCUCAGAGAGGUUGGCUUUAGAGUUGGGCAUGGAAAGUGGCAAAAACGUCUCGAUCGUACAGAUUAAAGGACAUGCUGCAACACUAUAUCGCCCGAGCGAGGACGCAUCGAACGCAAUUCAACUUCGUACUACGGGCAAAGGCAAUCAUUGGGAAAAGAAAGCAAAAGCUCCCAGAAACGACCGUGGACAUAUUAUAGUAGACUAG